Cynara cardunculus var. scolymus (artichoke) is the source of this 638-nucleotide messenger RNA. RefSeq names its product protein TRIGALACTOSYLDIACYLGLYCEROL 4, chloroplastic-like. Gene Ontology annotation, molecular function: phosphatidic acid binding. Gene Ontology annotation, cellular component: chloroplast envelope. Lineage: Eukaryota; Viridiplantae; Streptophyta; Magnoliopsida; Asterales; Asteraceae. The record is from RefSeq and is a predicted model, not a curated record. The transcript has 2 exons. Gene Ontology annotation, biological process: acylglycerol transport; ER to chloroplast lipid transport. The coding region runs from base 22 to 528 and encodes 168 amino acids.
UCGAUUUUGAGGGAUUGACAGAUGAGGAAGUUAAGAUGGGUGAUGGACGGCAGUGGGUUCUGGGAUUUGGACGUCUCCACUCCGGCCACCCUCAACGGCCUCGCCCGACCCGUACCCGGUGACCCAACCCCAUCCAUCCUCGGAUUGUCCAGAGGGAUCCGUCUUUCAAGACCCAAACAGGUCGACUUCUUCCAGCGCUUCAUGUUUAUGCCAUUUAUCCCUUCUUACUCCAUUGCUAGUCCUCAUGCUCAUGGAAACGGCUUCUCUCUUCAACGCCUUCUCUCCUUACCUUUCGCCCUGGAUCGCUGGAGGCAACCAACCCAUCAAUCUCCAUUGUUCCAAAGCAUUGGCAGACAUCUGAGCGAUAAGUCUUUGUAUGCCAUUGAUKUCUGCUCAGAAUUCUUCCUAACACCUGAUGAUUCUCUUCUUCUCAGCCUAGAAUCUUAUGGUGAUGAUGACUACAAGACACCUCGAAAGAAAGCAGUUUUUCAUCACAAGGCAAGCAUGUCAUGUAAUGUGAAACCUUAAUUGUGCUUUUCUUGUGUGUUUUAGUAGGUUGUCAAUAAAAAGGCCCAUUAUCAAAGAUUCCUGAACCAAAGAGCUGCUUUAAGUGCUUAGGGUAACUAACUGUAUGCAAA